AUAUAUGGGAGAUUCUUAAUUGGGAUUUAGAAACAUUUUCUGCAAAGUUUGGAGAGAAAGUUUUACCUUUUAGAACAGGACAUAAAGCAAAAACUACGGUGAAGUCUACAAAAAUCAAGAGUGUGCCCACAGUUACGUCUCACAUUCAAACGCGAAGGUGAACCGAAACAAGGUGAAGAAGAAGCAGACGAAGAAGAAAUAAAUAUCCAACAAGCUUACGAUUUAAUAUUUAAUAACGAAGAGUCUUCUGAGGAUGAUACUGGAGAUAAUUUAAAUAACUCUUUUAAUAAUUGUAAAACUUUCGACACGCUAAAAAAAACUUUUACUGAUAAUGACAGUAGAAUAAUGUUUGAGAAAUCUGGACAGACUGUGAAAGAUGUUAUGGAGAUGAUAUUUGCAUACUGUUUACGAUUUGUUAGUAGUCACGAAGCACGAAAAGCAUUAUUAGAAAUUUUAAAAAUUUGCGCUGGGCCAUAAUUUAAAGAUCUAAGUGUUUCCAACAACAAAUUUUCAGAAGUUUUUGAUCCUCCUUCGGAAAAAAUUAAAUUUCAUUUUUAUUGCAAUAAAUGUCUUGAUAAGGUAUUGUUUUCCUCGACUAAAAAAGAAAUAAAAAAUCAAAUGAUUUUGUGCGAUACUUGUAAUAUUAAACAAUGUGUAAGUCUCAGUAACCCAAACAGUUUUGUAACAGUCGAUUUAGAGUAUCAGAUACGGUUGUUAAUUGAAAAUGAAGAAUUAGCAAAAUUUUUUAAUCCACGCAGUAAAGAUUUUUAUAUGAAUAAUGUUAGUGGCGAUAAUAUUUUACGAGAUAUACAGGACAGUAAACUGCACAAACAAAUGUGCCAAUCAUCUCCGAAUUGUAUAAGUUACACACUAAGUACAGACGGUGCUCCACUAUUCAACAUGUCAAAGAGAAGUUUUUGGCCUCUUCAAAUAAUUUUGAACAAUUUACCUCCGCAAUUACGUUUUAAAUACGUUCUACUUGUUGGGGUAAUGAUUGUUAAGAGUGAACCAAAACCGGAACUCAUAAAUCUUUAUGUUGGUCAAUUUUGGAAGGAGGCAUCCAGUUUAUUCUAUAAAGGAAUGGAAAUCAAGUUUAAAGAUGCUGGGGAUGAAAUUUUAUUCUUCAAAUUUAUUUUAGUGGUUGCCGAUUCAUCAGCUCGUCCAGGGUUACAAAUCAGAAUAAAAUAUAUGGGAUAUUUCGGUUGUAGUUACUGCUACCAUGAAGGGAAAUAUAUAUGUAGAGGAGUAAAAUAUCCAUUCUUGAAAAAGGAGCCUGAAAUAAGGACACAUGAGUCUCAUAUGUUAGAUAUUAAAAUGAGCGAAGAGAAACAAUCUUCUUUUCGCGGUGUAAAGGGAAAAUCAAAUUUCUGUGAAAUACCUACAGUAGAUAUGGUGUGGGGUUUUCCUUUAGAUUAUAUGCAUAAUGCAUUAUUGGGAACGACAGAAAGUAUAUGGGUUGAUUGGUAUAAAGUUUUAAAACCAGAACAACGGAGAAAAAUUGACGAGUACCUGAGUCAGGUACAACCACCUCGAGAUUUAAAAAGGGUUCCUGAACAAAUAUCAAAUAAAAGUAUUUGGAAAGCAUGCCAUUGGAAGUCAUGGCUGCUUUAUUACUCAUUACCAAUGUGUUCUGAGAUUUAGCUGAUGAUUUUUUGGAAAAUUUUGCUCUUUAUGUCAACAGUAUAUUUACUUUACUACAAACGGAAAUUUCUCAAGAAGAGCUGAAUACAUGCAAAAGAAUUUAUUAAUAUUUGUUUCUCAAUUGGAAAAUUUGUAUGGAGAACAACGGAUGACAUACAAUGCCCAUUCCAGCGAACACUUGUCACAAUCGUGUAAGUAUUCCGGUCCUGCGUGGGCAACAUCAGCAUUUGCCUUUGAAAAUAACAUUUACACAUUAAAGGAGAAAAUAAAGGGAACAAAAAGUAUCGAGCAACAACUAACGAAAAAAUCUCUCAGUGCAUUGAAAUAUUCACUUCGUCAACCGGAAACAAACAUUUCUGAAGAGGCAAGUAAUUACUGCAGGAAUCUUUUCACCUCAAAAAUGUGUACUCAAAGUCCUGUUACAGUACAAAACGUUACCUUCUUUGGACCUAAUCCGAAAAACAUUUUUGAAUCGCAAAUUAAUAAAGAGUUCGAACGAUGUAUUUACAACAAAAUUGUUUAUAGUAGUAUACAGUAUACGCGAUCCAAAAAGUGAAAUGACUCGGUCAUUCAAUUAAAAAACGGAAAUUUCGUGCAAUUUAAAGCGAUUUUUUUACGUCCAGAUAAAACAUGUUUUUUUAAAGUUCAAAAAUUGAUUGUUCGGCCAUUCCACGCUGGAAAUAUGUUAGUAACACACAUUUCGAAAGUAACAAACAAUGCUGAGCAUCCAUCUAUUUCUCUCGAUGAAAUUAGUUCAAAAGUAGUCGUUCUUCAAUUUGCAAAUAAGGAUUAUGUUUGCCGUAUUCCAAAUUCUUUUGAAGCUCAAUAAUGUAAAAAGCAUAAUGUGCAAAGCAAUUAUCCUUUCUUUAUUAAUUCACAUUAAAAAUAUUGUACCGUAUUCUUUAAAUUUUCUGACCACGC
Molecule: messenger RNA, 2562 nt
Organism: Leptopilina heterotoma
Lineage: Eukaryota; Metazoa; Arthropoda; Insecta; Hymenoptera; Figitidae
Exons: 2
Coding region: 619-1641 (340 amino acids)
Source: RefSeq, a predicted model, not a curated record